UCUCUCCUGGGUCGUAGAAGGUGAUGCAAUAUCUUAAUAUAUGCCUUCAGUUGGAUCUAUGAGCAAAGCUGGCAUGGUCACAACCAUGGAGGUUAGGUUGGCACUGCGGUAAAAUCACAUGAGCGGACACGUGAGCGGGGUACUUCAGCGGACUUCGAGCGGACAGUCGUUUGUAUCGGCCGUGUGAGUCAGUAAAUCCCCGCUUUACACUAUCAAUUUGAAGGGAUUUUUGCAGCUUCGAAGGUAUACUCAAUGAAUACAUGUCUAGGCACGGAGAUAAGUAACCAGAGAUAGGUGUAUUUCCUAACUCCAGAUGUACUCCUGCGUUGGGAAGCCAUAGUGGCAAUCUAUAUAAGAAGAGACGACCAUCAUGGAAAGAUCAGACUAAUCUCAACCACUUCUUUUCGGUGAAUAAAGCACACCCGCACUGUACCUAGCUCACUUCUAACCGUACUCCUCCCAUCCAUUGAAAAUGGCAUCUCUCACCUGGUUCAUCACCGGCUGCUCAUCCGGCUUCGGCGAGCAAUUCGUCCGUAGCAUUCUCGCCCGAGGCGACAAAGUCAUAGCCACAGCUCGUAGACUGGGUAGUAUUGCACAUCUGAAGGAAGCCGGGGCUGCGGUCCUUCAGCUAGACAUCACUGACCAUCAAGCGAACAUUGACGCUGUUUUGGCGGAAGCGUUGAAGAUUUAUGGUGGGAUUGAUGUCCUGGUAAAUAACGCUGGGUAUAUAUCAAUUGGAACGUGGGAGGAGCUUAGAUAUGAAGAUUUCCUUGCGCAAUUCGACACGAAUGUUUUCGGCACAAUCAAAGCCACACGAGCAAUUCUUCCACAUUUCAGACAGCGACAUGCAGGAACUGUUGUCUUCAUUGGUUCUUUGUCGGGAUGGGUUGGCCAUCCUGGAUGUGGUGCUUAUGCUGGAUCUAAAUUUGCACUUGAAGGCAUGGUUGAAAGCCUCCAACAAGAAGUCUCCCCCUUCGGGAUCCGCACCCUCCUCAUGGAACCAGGCCGUUUCCGCACUCAGCUUCUUUCUAGUCAGAAUAUGAAAACCGUACAAUCUGCCAUCUCAGACUAUUCGCAGCUCUCCAGCGCCAGAAUCUCGGGCUUGGAAGGGGAAGAUAGGAAGCAGCCGGGUGAUCCUGUGAAGUUUGUGGAGUAUGUGUUGGAUUUGGUGAGAGGAGAAGGAGUUGCGGAAGGGAGGGAAGUUCCGUCUCGAUUGCCGUUGGGAAAGGAUGUGUUUGAUGAUGUGAAAAGGAAGUGUGAGGAGACGCUGAGAUUGUUGGAGGAGUGGAAGGAGAUUAUCAGGGGCACGGACUUGGUUGAGUGAAGUCCCAGGGUGAGGAGACUGCCAAUGAUUGGGAUUCGGAGAAGUUGAGAAGAUAGGUAUUAUAUGGCUUGUCAUGAAUUGAGCCUGCUGGGUUGAAUCUGCUUCAACCUAUUGGAAUUAGUUAUUAUGGUCUAAAUGGGCCCACCAUCCGAUCAAGGGUCCUCCAAAAGCGUCUUCCCAUCCAAAUCACACGUAAGCAACAAGUCACAAGUCAACUUCCCCGUUCGAUCAUAAUCUUUCACAAACUUAUCACCCCACUCCCCAACCGUAUUGUCCAUCGUAGUAGCCGGUUUCGUCUCACAGAAAUGACACAUUAACCCUUUCAAACCCUUCAUCAGAUUCAAGCGAGGUAGCUCGGCUACCACGACAUUGUAUUCAUCCCAUGUCAACAAAUUGCCUUCAAUGCGAUCGGGACCUUGAAAAUCGGCCCAGAUGCCGUAGGCUACUGCUUGGACUUCUUCUUCCUUGUGGAAAACUAUGGUUCCUGUGGUGUGGAGAGCAAUUGCAUCCCAGACGAGCCUGUGAAUAUCGGUCAGCAAAUCACUCGUAGAAUCUAAAGCGAGAAGAGUCCCCACCCUCGACUCUCCUAGCUAAUCUGAAAGGGAGUCUGGAAGAGUUCUUACUGCAACCGAUGCUUAUCCCAAUCCGGAGCCUCUCUCUUCAAAAACUCGCGCGCAGCAUUCGCACCAUCAACCUCAAACCGCUUAUCCUUCGAAAUUAGCUCUCCCGUUGGAUCCCACCCAAUGUCAUGCAUCAGGGCUCCAA
Cadophora gregata is the source of this 2089-nucleotide messenger RNA. RefSeq lists its product as uncharacterized. NCBI's taxonomy places the organism in Eukaryota, Fungi, Ascomycota, Leotiomycetes, Helotiales, Ploettnerulaceae. Gene Ontology annotation, molecular function: oxidoreductase activity. The transcript has 3 exons. The record is from RefSeq and is a predicted model, not a curated record. The coding region runs from base 473 to 1324 and encodes 283 amino acids.